Messenger RNA from Clonostachys byssicola, 1185 nucleotides. The record is from the annotation of a GenBank genome assembly. NCBI's taxonomy places the organism in Eukaryota, Fungi, Ascomycota, Sordariomycetes, Hypocreales, Bionectriaceae.
AUGGCUCACGUGAAGAAUGUUCUUGUGACCGGUGGCGCCGGUUUCAUUGGAGGCUCUGUCGUAGCCACCCUUAUUGCCAGGACCACCGCUCCAGUCAAGGAUAUUAACAUCAGCACCAUCAUUCGCUCGGACGACCAAGCCAAAGCACUGUCGAAGCUUGGCAUCAAUGUCAUCCAAGCGGAUCUUUCCGAUGAAAAGGCCAUUCUGGACGCUGUGCUUAACAACGAGAUUGAUCUUAUCGUCCAUGCGGCCAGCUCUUUCGUUUUGCCUCUUGGCCUCAACCUUGUGAGAGCCCUUGGCCAGCGAGGCAAAAUAACCGGCAGGAAGACGUACUUUAUCAACUCAUCAAUUACCACCCCAUUCUCUGAGGAUGGGGGUUGGCCUGAGGGAGAGGUCAAAGAUACUGACAAUUUGUACGAAACAGAGAAGCAGAUCAACGAUGGCCAUCCCGUUCGCAUCACCGACAUUGGCCUCGUGGAAGAAUCCAAGGCACAAGGUGUCGAAUUUUUCAAUGUGGCUGUUCCUGUUGUCUAUGGAAGAGGCAGCGGAGAGUGGAAAAAGCUGUCUACGAAUAUCCCUGCAUUCGUUCGAAAGAGUGUCGAGAAGAAGGUGGUUUACAAGUUUGAGAAAGAUGGAGUAUGUCCAAGUCUUAUUUCCCCUCCACUUAAGAGACUCCCAGUCCCAUCUUGUCAAGAGGCAGCCAGUUUUGUCUCACAAUCAGCAAACAACGUUUUGACUAAGAUACUGACAGUUUUGCAGAACCCCCCUGCAAUCCAUGUUGCCGACUUGGCCGACCUGUAUGUCGUGCUUGUAGAGAAGAUUCUGAAAGAGGAACCAAUCCCUAACGGGGCAAACGGCUAUUAUUUCGGUUUUGCUCACAGACUUCCUUGGUGGAAGACAAUGGAGCGCAUUGCCGCCGGUCUUCAUGCCCGAGGCCUGGUAACAACGCCAACAGCACAGGUCUGGCCAAGUUGGGAGGAGGCUGCUGAGCAACUCAAAUGGCCAGUCCAGCAUAUUCAUGCUAUGGGUGCAGCGACCGGGCAACAAGUUGCCGUGAACCCGUACUUGCUGGGAUGGCAGCCUAAAUGGAACCAGAAGAGGUUCCUGGAUAGUAUCGACGAUGAGAUUCAAGCCGCAUUGGACGACAAGCCCCUGAAAAGCACUCUCUUCGACACUAUCCUGUGA